AAUCCUGCCUCGUAAUAAAGGUAAAGACUAAGUCAAAACGUACUGGAAGCUACUGGGUCUUCUGCUAGCCGCUCGUAUGCCUACCUAGGUAGGGUAAUCUACUGAUUUCCAAGUAUACCAGGAAUAAGCUACUAGAUCUAUAGGUAUCCUAUUUGUCUCUAACUUUCUUACACCCGAGCCCGGUUACUCGACAAGCUGCAGCGUUCUUAAUAUUCCAUCACUCUUGUUCGUAUCAUGAUUCUCUCACUACUCUCAGGCUUAAUCCUAGCCUACUUUGGGUGGAGCGUAGCACGCUUAGAGGUGAAUGUGCGUAAAGCUCGUGCUAUCGGAGUACCCGUUGUGCGCAUUCCGUUCGACUUGAACAAUUACGUCUGGGUUAUCGCCCAACCGUUGGUAUGGGCGGCCAUAGCCUGCGUGCCGAUCCCCUGGAGUUCUUAUCCCGACUUUGUCCGCUUUUCUCACCGGAACUGGCAUUUUCUCGAAAAGAACAGCCCGAAUUCCCGCUUUGGAGCUGUCUGGGCUCUCGUAUCUCCCGGGGGCGUCCAUCUGCAUAUCGCGGAUGCGGAUGCUAUCCAAGAAAUCUGUACACGAUGGCGAGACUUUCCUCGCCCUACCCAGAUGUACCGGAUGUUAGCUGUCUACGGGCCGUCCGUCUUCACGGUUCAGCAGAACGACUGGCCUCGGCAUCGUAGAGCUGUGGCGGCGCCCUUUAACGAAGCCAUUAUGAAAUCGGUAUGGAAUCAGUCGCUCCGUCAAACUCGGGCGACGGUGCACGAUUGGAUCUCUAGAUCCGAUACCGGUAUUCGAGGUAUGCCGGAGGACAUGCAGACGAUUACGCUUAGUGUGCUCGCGGCGACGGCGUUCCCGGAAUCGUACGAGUUCGAAAGCUCUGCGCACCCGAAAGAACACGAGGCAAGCUCUGAAGGUAUCCGAGAUGCCUUUUUUAUCGUGCAUAAAUAUGCAAUCUAUCUGAUGCUGAUCCCUUAUGGCCUUAUGACCGGACCCUUGAUGCCGAAGAAACUUGUGAAGAUAGGACGAGCAGCUGCGUCGCUGAAGAAUUUCAUGGAGAAGACGGUCGUGGAGGAGGCGGGAGCGCUCUCUCGGGGCGAGCCGGGAUCGGGCGGUCUGAUAACGCAUCUCGUGCAUGCUCUCGAACGAAAGGCUAUCCGGCAGACUGGAUCCGGGGAAGAUGAAAAACCCGUGAAAGGGGGUCUCUCUAUGGACGAAGUCCUUGGUAAUAUCUUCGUGAUAAACUUUGCCGGCCAAGACACUACCUCCAUAACUCUCGCUUUCGCCGUCAUGCUUCUAGCCGCGCAUCCGGAGGUCCAACAGUGGAUCCGCGAGGAGAUUGCCGUCGUCACCCGAGGCGAACCCGUGGAUCGCUGGGAUUAUGCUCUAUUUCCGAGACUGAAACGCUGCCACGCCGUGUUCCUCGAGACGCUGCGUCUCUAUCCGCCUAUUACCGGCUUGCCCAAGAUCACAUCGGAAACGACGAAGGCUCUUCGAAUUGGUAGUCGCGUGCUCGAGAUCCCCCCAGGUACUGAGACGUACCCCAUGAUUCUGGGAGCCCAGACGGACCCGAGGUACUGGAAGGAUCCUCUUGUGUGGAGGCCGUCACGCUGGAUCGUGGGCCCGGAAAGGGGUAUCGACGAGGAGGUGGUCUUUACACCGCGAAAGGGCUCGUUCUGCCCGUGGUCGGAAGGUCCGCAGGGCUGCGCUGGGAAGAAGUUCUCUCAAGUGGAGGGGGUUGCCGUGCUUGCCUGUUUGUUCCGUACUUGCAGCGUUCGACCGAAGACCAAAGCGGGCGAGACGGAAGCGCAGGCUAGGAGACGCGCCCAGAAUUGUGCUGACGAUGUCAAUUACCAGCUUAUGCUGAAGAUGAACCACCCUGAUCGGGUCACGCUGGAGUAUGUGACAGUAUAGAAGUUUCAAGACAGAUGUAUUGUAACGAAUUUGGUAUUAUAAUAUAUCAAGCGUCACUCGUCCAAUUCAUAGUAUUUAACAUGU
Molecule: messenger RNA, 2007 nt
Organism: Annulohypoxylon truncatum
Lineage: Eukaryota; Fungi; Ascomycota; Sordariomycetes; Xylariales; Hypoxylaceae
Product: putative cytochrome P450
Exons: 3
Coding region: 235-1923 (562 amino acids)
Molecular function (GO): iron ion binding; monooxygenase activity; heme binding
Source: RefSeq, a predicted model, not a curated record